AAGGAACGUAAAUUUGUGCUGCAACGACGGCUGAGUUUCUUGACGAAACUCGCCAAACAAUUACUGCCAAAAUUUUCACAGACGGGAAUAAGUUGGGUCCUGCUGCCGCGGGAAGAGGCAUGUUUUGCUAUCAAUGUCCGCCCGCUCUACAUCCAUGUGGUCCACAUCCGCCACGUUUACCAACACUGGAAUAUCCGUUUGCUGCAACGCAUCCAUAUACCAGCUAUUCGUAUCAUCCUGCCAUACAUGAUGAAACUUUUGUGCGUCGUAAACAACGACGAAAUCGUACAACAUUUACACUGCAACAGUUGGAGGAACUUGAGACUGCAUUUGCCCAAACUCAUUAUCCGGAUGUUUUCACACGUGAAGAUUUGGCAAUGAAAAUUAAUCUUACGGAAGCUCGUGUACAGGUUUGGUUUCAAAAUCGUCGUGCCAAAUGGCGUAAAGCGGAACGCCUCAAGGAUGAACAACGCAAGCGUGAAAAUGGCGACUGUAGCAGUGUUUCAUUGGAUAAGCUCCACGAUAGCCGUGAAUCAUCACCCGAUAUAACCGGUGAAAUGGAUGACGAUGAACCCCAUCCUCGCUCCCAUAGCCCUGGGCCUGGGUCAUCUCACAGCCCCCAUGGUACCGGUGCUGAUUCGGACAAUGAACGUCCCCUGUCCUCAAAUCACAUGAACAGUGGACACUCUGGGUCACAAUCAGUCGGAUCUAUAAGUGCCGGUUCACCAUCACCAGGUGCUCGUACCCCACGCAAUCCAACAAAUAGUCCUUCGAAUUCACGGAACACCGAUUCUCCCAUAGAAGUUGGCGGUCCCAUAUCAUUGGCCACCCGUUCAAGUGCCUCAUCAACGGCACCAACAACAACAUCCACAUUAAAUACAUCAGCAUCGAAUCACCACUUUGGUACACACAUCUUUGGUACAUUUGGCAGUAGUAGCAGCAGCAAUGCCAUUAAUUGUGGUUUCCGACCGGUUUUAAAUGAAGUACCCCCACCACCAACAUCCCUUGCCAGCAGUGCCUCAGCAGCAGCAGCCGCCGCCGCAGCUAGAGCAAAUCAUGCACCUUCUCUAUUCUUGCCGCCACAUUUGGCCUCGUUGAGCUCUCAAUUUUCACAGCAGCCACUGUUUCCCGGUUUGAAAGGUGUCCCAUCCUUCCCGGGACUCUGUGCCUGCUGUCCUCUAAAACCCCAUCACACACCGGGCAGUGGUGCCGGAGGAUCUGUGAACGUAUCUUGUUCAUCAACCAACAGUUCACCCGAUUCACCACCACAUUCAGCCCAUAGCAAUUGUGAUCCACGUUCAUCUUCGGUAGCCGAAUUACGCCGUAAAGCUCAAGAACAUUCCGCAGCCUUGCUACAGUCUUUACAUGCCGCUGCAGCUGCCGGUUUGGCAUUCCCCGGCCUACAUUUACCACCAUUGUCAUUUCAUCACAGCUCUUUGAGUAAUGCUGCUGCUCAUCAUCAACAUCAUCAUGCUGCGGCGGUAGCUGCAGCUAAUGUUCGCCUAAAGAACGAAGCUCAGGAUAUGACACAAAGCACCAUGAAUGGAUUGGUAGCUAAUAUGAUGCCAUCGUUAAUGGAUCAUCAAACAUCAUCGACAUCACCACCAUCAAGUCAUAGUACAACAACGCCACCAACAACAUAUCCAACACAUCAAAGUUCUCAUCAGACGCAACAACAGCAGCAGCAACAACAACAACAAAUGCAUACAGUUAGCCAGUUGUCACCACCGACGACACCAACUCAACUAACCUCCAAUGCGUCGCCCAAGGAGGCACCAUUGAAUUGUACAAAUGGUGCAAUAAUAACCAAAACAGAAGGACUUUAA
Messenger RNA from Musca vetustissima, 1826 nucleotides. It is a transcript of the gene Drgx, whose product is annotated as diencephalon/mesencephalon homeobox protein 1. The coding region runs from base 120 to 1826 and encodes 568 amino acids. The record is from RefSeq and is a predicted model, not a curated record. The transcript has 8 exons. Lineage: Eukaryota; Metazoa; Arthropoda; Insecta; Diptera; Muscidae. Gene Ontology annotation, molecular function: RNA polymerase II transcription regulatory region sequence-specific DNA binding; DNA-binding transcription factor activity, RNA polymerase II-specific. Gene Ontology annotation, biological process: regulation of transcription by RNA polymerase II.